Cordyceps fumosorosea ARSEF 2679 is the source of this 1875-nucleotide messenger RNA. Its product is annotated as Glycoside hydrolase, superfamily. NCBI's taxonomy places the organism in Eukaryota, Fungi, Ascomycota, Sordariomycetes, Hypocreales, Cordycipitaceae. The record is from RefSeq and is a predicted model, not a curated record. Gene Ontology annotation, molecular function: hydrolase activity, hydrolyzing O-glycosyl compounds. The transcript has 7 exons. Bases 1 to 1875 code for a protein of 624 amino acids. Gene Ontology annotation, biological process: carbohydrate metabolic process.
AUGAAGCUCAACCUACCUGCUCUGGGCAGCAUGCUGCUUGCCGCACUCCCUGCAGUGCUCUCGGCUACCCUUGACAAGCGCGGCCCCGUUCCCUACAAAGUGCAGACUCCUCCCCUCGACACGGACUGGACGUACAAGGUCGGGACGGACCCCUGGCCGGAACACCCGCGGCCGCUGCUGCACCGCGACAAAUGGCAGAGCCUAAACGGGAUAUGGACGUACGAGAGCGCCGACGGCAGCCCCGCCGCCCAGGCGCUCAGCAACCCCCCCAGCCGCCAGCUCGGAAAAGAAAUUAUGAUCCCGUCCUGCGUCGAGAGCGGCCUCUCCGGCAUCCAGGAGUACCCCGUGACCAACAUGUGGUUCACCAGGACCUUCAAGGUGGCCGACUCGUGGAAGGGCCGGAACGUCCUGCUCAACUUUGAGGCCGUCGACUACGAAGCCACCGUCUUCCUCAACGGCGUUAAAGUCGGCCACAACGUCGGCGGCUACUUUCGCUUCACUCUCGACGUGACAAGCCAGAUACAAUACGGGCAAGACAACACACUGCUUGUGUUUGUCUACGAUCCGACCGAUCUGGAGAUGGGUCCCAUUGGCAAGCAAACAAGAAGACCCAGUCACAUCUUUUACAGAUCCUGCUCCGGCAUCUGGCAGACGGUCUGGCUGGAAAGUGUGCCCCAGAACCACAUCACCGGUCUCGACGUCAGUGCCGACAUGGAUGGCAACGUCGCUUGGACCGUUCACACCUCAGGGCACGAUGGGACAGGUGUCAAGCUCAACCUCUUCGACAAGCACGGCAAGCAGAUCGCUCUGUCGGUCGGCAGCUCCGACUCCGAAGUCAAGUUCCAGCUCGCCUCUCCCAAUCUCUGGUCGCCGUCCUCCCCGUAUCUCUACAACAUUACCGUCUCCAUGGGCGACGACACCAUCAGCAGCUACACCGCGUUCCGCAGCAUCUCGGUGGGUGAGGUCAAGGGCGUCAAGAGACCGCUCCUCAACGGCAAGUUCACCUUCUUGGUGGGCACCCUGGAUCAAGGAUACUGGCCCGACGGCUUGUACCUCCCUCCCAACCGAGAGGCGAUGGUGUACGACCUCAAGAUGCUCAAGAGUCUUGGCUUCAAUACCGUUCGCAAACAUAUCAAGGUAGAGCCGGAUCUCUUUUACCGUGCCUGCGAUGAAAUGGGCCUUGUUGUUAUUCAAGACAUGCCCAGCAUGUCUGCGGACGGUAGAAAGCCGAAUGCGGACCAGCAGGCAGAAUUUCGUCGCCAGUUGGGGGUCCUGAUCACAGAGCACAGAAACUAUCCAUCAAUCUUGAUCUGGGUCAUCUACAACGAAGGCUGGGCUCAACUCAACACACCGCCAUACCCCGAGGGCGAACUCACAGAUUUGGUCCGGAAGCUGGAUCCGACGCGGUUGAUCGAUUCAGUCACGGGAUGGAAUGACCAUGGCUUUGGUGACUUUUCGGACAAUCACCACUAUGCCAAUCCGCAAUGCGGCAGCCCCUUUUCCUCACUUCCGGGCGGCCCGUACGACUCGAGCAGAAUCGGCUUCCAGGGUGAAUUUGGCGGCGUUGGUCACAACGUCUCGGCCGAGCACCUUUGGAAGGUUCAAAGGGCGAUUGAUGAGAUAAAUCAGACCUACGAGAUGGACGAAAACUUGGAGGCGUACAACUACCGCACCGGGGUGCUCUUCCGGGAGCUGAAGGAGCAGAUUGAGAUGUACGCGUGCAGCGGCGCCAUCUAUACGCAAACGACGGACGUGGAGGGCGAGCUAAACGGCCUCUACACGUAUGACCGGCGUAUCCUGCGUCCAGACGUGAAGCAGUGGAAGCGGGAUAUCGGUCGUUUAUACUCGGCGGCACAGGGCCGCGGCGGUGCAUAA